Messenger RNA from Myotis brandtii (Brandt's bat), 949 nucleotides. RefSeq lists its product as uncharacterized. The transcript has 2 exons. Bases 17 to 727 code for a protein of 236 amino acids. The record is from RefSeq and is a predicted model, not a curated record. Lineage: Eukaryota; Metazoa; Chordata; Mammalia; Chiroptera; Vespertilionidae.
GGGAGAAUCAAAUGCGAUGACAACGGACUGGCUGUGCACAGCUCCAAGCUCACAACACUGUUUGGAUAAUGGAGAGUCACAGGACAGAGGCGGGGGAUCACCCGCCUCCUGGGGCCGGAUCUGGAUGGCAACAGCGCGGGCCCGCUCGCCCCCACAGAGGGCGGUGGUGCUGGGGACCUUCCCUCAGGUGCCGACCCCCAGCUGCGCCGCUGGUAACCGACAGGCCAGGCUAGCCGCCUCCGCCCCCACUUCGCGCGCCACGGCGGAAGUGGCAGCCCGAGAGGUUGGCGGGUGUCGGAAGAAGAGGGCGGGGGGAGACCGUGCGCAGCGGCAUAUGGCCGUGGAGUGGCGGGACCGCCGGGGGUCUCACCUGAAGCAGGGAGAGUCCUCCAACACCAGCACGCGGCAAGAGCAAGAUGGCUGCCUCAGCCCAGACAGAGAAAGACGACGGAGGCGGCGGCGGCGGGAGCGGGGCCCACGUGAUACAGCCAGCCCUCACCAGAGCAACCUAUCCGGGGAGAGCGAGUGCGAACUACAGGGCCCAGCCUGCUCUGCGCCUCCCAAUGGAAAGGUGACAGGUGCGGGUGGCCGCGGUGCAUUCUGGAGCUUGCAGUCUCCCAAGCUUUCCAUUGUGUUGGUGCCUGCGAUAGGUAGGGAGCCUAAUAAAAGCGCAGUGUGUAUUUUUGUUUGGGUGUGUACUUUGUCAGAUGUCUUUACUAGGCAUUAAGUAUGCUCUGUCGUACUCAACUAGUCUCCACCUAGGAGGCGAGACAGGACAUUUUGACCUGUUAAUACAUACAGAGAAAAAAAAUUUGGAGAAAUACUCAACCCACAAAGUUUAAAGACAACAAAAGCAAAAAAAGAAAAAAUAAAUAAAAUAAAUAAAAAACAACAAAAGCAAACGGGCUUAACCAGAAGAAGCUCUACAGUUUAAAUGCCUGCAGUGACU